This is a messenger RNA of Oncorhynchus kisutch (coho salmon), 1553 nucleotides long. RefSeq names its product NAD(P)H dehydrogenase [quinone] 1-like. Lineage: Eukaryota; Metazoa; Chordata; Actinopteri; Salmoniformes; Salmonidae. The transcript has 6 exons. Gene Ontology annotation, cellular component: cytosol. Gene Ontology annotation, molecular function: NAD(P)H dehydrogenase (quinone) activity. The record is from RefSeq and is a predicted model, not a curated record. The coding region runs from base 250 to 1095 and encodes 281 amino acids.
UGGCUGUCGAGGCUACGGGACGUUUUUUUUCUUUCUUAUUUUCUUCUUUGUGUACGUGAGACUCGAAACUCUGGUGUUAUGUAACCGCUCAAUCUCAGUUUCAAUCACACAAUGUUUCUCACGCGAAUAUCAGCGGGCGGUUCCAUAGUGAUAAGAGCUGCGGCACCGGACAAGGACGCAGGUUUUCCCCUCGAGUUGCAGAAGAGGGAACGUCCAGAUCCGGGGAAGAACCGAUCAUAAACUCGCGUCAUGGCUCAGAAGACAGUGCUGAUUGUGUACGCCCAUCAGAGUGGGGGGUCCUUUAACUCGGCAGUGAAGGAUGUUGCCGUGGAAGCCCUCAGACAGCAGGGCUACAAGGUUGUUGUGUCUGACCUUUACGCCAUGAACUUCAGAGCCUCCGCCACAAUGGAGGAUAUCACAGGUGAGGUGACGAACCCGGAGCACUUCAAGUACGGAGAGGAGACCAUGCAUGCCUGGAAGGAGGGUCGACUCAGUGAUGACAUCAUAGCUGAGCAGCGGAAAGUGGAGGCGGCGGAGCUCGUCAUCUUCCAGUUCCCUAUGUACUGGUUCAGCGUUCCAGCCAUCAUGAAGGGCUGGAUAGACAGAGUCCUGACUCAAGGCUUUGCCUUCUCGCUGCAGAAGAUGUACAACAAUGGAAUAUUCAAGGACAAGAAAGCCAUGUUGUCGUUCAGCACUGGGUCUAUGCAGACUAUGUACCGCCCUGACGGCAUCAACGGAGACAUUAACGUCACACUGUGGCCCCUACAGAACGGCGUGCUUCACUACUGUGGGUUCCAGGUGCUAGCCCCCCAGGUGUUCUGGUGUCCGGGACACAGCCCCCCCGCGAAUCGGACAGCCAUGCUGGAUGGCUGGAGGGCCAGGCUGAAGACCCUGCUGGUCGAGCGACCCCUGACCUUUGCCCCCAGCGAGAUGUUUGACCUGACCUUCCCUGGGGGCUUCGUGCUGCGGCCGGAGGUCAGGGAGGAGCAGAGCACCCGCCCCCACGGCAUCACCACCGGACACCACCUGGGGAAACCCCUCCCCCCUGACAACCAGCUGAAGGCUGAUGACCCCUCCCCCCUGACAACCAGCUGAAGGCUGAUGACCCCUCCCCCCUGACAACCAGCUGAAGGCUGAUGACCCCUCCCCCCCUGACAACCAGCUGAAGGAUGAUGACCCCUCCCCCUGACAACCAGCUGAAGACUGAUGACCCCUCCCCCCUGACAAAAACGGCUUAUUUGUAACCAGUUUAUAAUAGCAAUAAAUCACCUCGGGGGUUUGUGGUAAAUGGCCAAUAUUCCACGGCUAAAGGCUGUAUCCAGGAACUCUGCGUUGCGUCGUGCUUAAGAACAGCCCUUAGCCGUCGUAAAUUGGCCAUAAACUACACCCCCCCCCUCGUGCCUUAUUGCUUAAGAAAUACAUAGGAUGGUCAGUUAUUAUGGUCAAGUCAAAUUGACAGAGUUGUUGUGAAGAUGGGGAGAGGUAUGUCUGUUAUAAAAAGAUGUUCUGCGUUUUUGAAACAUCAAUAAACUGCACUAGUUGUUCAGACUCUG